Chrysochloris asiatica (Cape golden mole) is the source of this 2151-nucleotide messenger RNA. It is a transcript of the gene EPS8L1, whose product is annotated as EPS8-like 1. Gene Ontology annotation, molecular function: actin binding. NCBI's taxonomy places the organism in Eukaryota, Metazoa, Chordata, Mammalia, Afrosoricida, Chrysochloridae. Bases 1 to 2151 code for a protein of 716 amino acids. Gene Ontology annotation, biological process: regulation of Rho protein signal transduction; Rho protein signal transduction; positive regulation of ruffle assembly. The record is from RefSeq and is a predicted model, not a curated record. The transcript has 19 exons. Gene Ontology annotation, cellular component: vesicle; plasma membrane; ruffle membrane.
AUGAGUGCCACCACCGGACCAGAAGCUGCCCCCAAACCAAGUGCCAAGUCUAUCUAUGAGCAGAGGAAACGUUACUCCACUGUGGUUAUGGCGGAUGUGUCCCAGUAUCCUGUUAACCACUUGGUGACAUUCUGCCUGGGUGAGGAAGAUGGUGUGCACACCGUGGAAGAUGCCUCACGGAAGCUGGCCGUCAUGGACAGCCAGGGGCGCGUCUGGGCACAGGAAAUGCUGCUGCGAGUGUCUCCGAACCAUGUCACUCUGCUUGACCCUACCUCCAAGGAAGAGCUGGAGUCUUACCCGCUGGGUGCCAUCUUGCGCUGUGACGUGGUGACGCCACCUGGCAGAAGCCGCUCGCAGCUGCUCCUUGUAUGUCAGGAGCCAGAGCGCUCCCAGCCCGACGUGCACUUCUUCCAGAGUCUGGGCCUCGGGGCGGAGUUGAUCAGAGAGGACAUCCAGGGUGCAUUGCACAACCACCGCUCGGGCCGUGGGGAACGCAGGGCAGCUGCUCUCAGGGCCACACAGGAAGAGCUGCAGCGAGGACCCUCGCCGGCCGUCGAAACCCCGCCCCUGCAGCGCAGACCAUCAGUCCGAGCCGUAAUCAGCCACAUGGAGCCCAGCGCAGGACGUGGACGACCCCAGGCAGAGCCCAUCCCCGAGGCGGAAGAGGCUCGAGAGCCAGAUUCAGUGGCGACCUUGAGCAUCACUGACCCUGCCUCCCCGGACUUGGGCCCCCGGGGGCCUGACAUGGCCAGUCUGCAGGCUGAGCGGGAUGUGGAUAUCCUGAACCAUGUGUUUGAUGACGUGGAAGGCUUCGUCUCCAGGCUGCAAAAGUCAGCAGAGGCCACCCGUGUCCUGGAGCAUCGAGAAAGAAGCCGCAGGACCCGGCGCCGGGCGGCUGGGGAGGGCCUUCUAACGCUUCGGGCCAAGCCACCCUCUGAGGCUGAGUACAAGGAUGUGCUUCAGAAAAUCAAAUACGCCUUCAGCCUUCUGGCUCGGCUGCGCAGCAACAUCGCAGACCCCUCCUCCCCAGAGUUGCUGCACUUCCUGUUCGGACCCCUGCAGAUGAUCGUGGACACUUCGGGUGGCCCUCAGUUUGCAAGUGGAGUGCGGCAGCCACACUUGACGUCUGAGGCCGUGACGCUGCUUCGUGACACCGUCAACCCGCGGGAAAGCGCACUCUGGACCUCGCUAGGGGAUUCGUGGACCCGGCCGGGCGUGGAGUUGCCCCCUGAGGAAGGAUCCCCAUACAUUCCUGAGUUCUACAGUGGCUGGGAGCCCACGUCCACCGACCCACAGGGCCGCCCCUGGGAAGACCCCGUGGAAAAACAGCUCCAACACGAACGUAGGCGACAGCAGCAAAGUGCUCCCCAGGUUGCUGUCAAUGGUCACCAGGACCCAGAGUUGGAACCUGAGCCGGAGCCCGAGCCCGCACCGGCAGGAAAGUGGUGCCUGGCUAUUUACGACUUCCAGGCCCGAAACAGCAGUGAGCUCUCGGUGAAACAGCAGGAUGUGCUGCAGGUCUUGGAUGACAAACGCAAAUGGUGGAAGGUUCGGCACCCGAACGGGCAGGAGGGAUAUGUGCCCUUUAACAUUCUGACCCCCCAUCCAGGACCCCAGGGGGGCCGAAGCCCUACUUGCAUCCUGGAAAAUAAAAACACACACCCUGCGACCCAAGCCCCGCCCCAGGUACCAGCACCAGUUCGGUCCCACUGGGACAGCUGUGAUGGCCUCAACAACCUAGACCCCAGUGAGAAGGAGAAAUUCUGCCAGAUGCUCAGUAUCAAUGAGGAGCUGCAGGUGCGCCUGGCGCAGGGCCGCUCGGGCCCCAGCCGCGCCGCCCCAGGACCCCGCUCCCGGGAGCCGCAGGUCAGCCCGCGUUCGGAUGCCUCGGAGGUCCGCGCCUGGCUGCUGGCCAAAGGCUUUAGUUCCGGAACGGUGACCGCGCUGGGCGUGCUGACCGGUGCGCAGCUUUUCUCGCUGCAAAAGGAAGAGUUCCGGGCUGUGAGCCCCGAGGAGGGGGCUCGUGUGUACAGCCAGGUCACCGUGCAGCGCGCGCUGCUAGAGGACUCAGAGGAAGUGUCAGAGCUGGAGGCGGUGAUGGAGAAGCAAAAGAAGAAAGUGGAAGGCGAGACAGGGUCGGAGGUCAUCUGA